GAGUUGCUGAUUUUGGAAACUUAACGGUAGCAAAUGCUCUUGCCGAUAACGGACGUAUUCAAAACCAUUGCAGCCAUCUUUCGUGUCUCAAAUGUUCCAUCGAGGAUGGAUGCAACGUAGCAGGGUAUUUUGCAUGGUCAUUGAUGGACAAUUACGAGUUUGGAAAUGGUUACACUCUCCGAUUUGGUAUGAAUUGG
Molecule: messenger RNA, 197 nt
Organism: Eruca vesicaria subsp. sativa (arugula)
Lineage: Eukaryota; Viridiplantae; Streptophyta; Magnoliopsida; Brassicales; Brassicaceae
Source: the annotation of a GenBank genome assembly